Molecule: messenger RNA, 2003 nt
Organism: Orbicella faveolata
Lineage: Eukaryota; Metazoa; Cnidaria; Anthozoa; Scleractinia; Merulinidae
Product: E3 ubiquitin-protein ligase dbl4-like
Source: RefSeq, a predicted model, not a curated record
UAGGCACCGUCCUUAAGUGCUGGGCACCUAGGAUUUCAUGGUUAGGAACCUUUGGGCUCCUCAUAAUUUUCCUUACACCACAGCCUUGUUGUGCAUUCCUACAUGUAAUUCAUUAGAGUACUCUUUUUAUACCUUCAGUACAUGUAAAUAGUAAUUUGAACAAAGCCAAACCAUUAUAUACUGUAUAUCAGUUCCAAACAAUGACAAUACAUGUAGCAUGCCUCUCAAGUUUUGACUUUCCAAAUGAUGCCCAUGAUAGUGUCCCUUUCACGUGGAAGUUGUUGCAUGGCCAAGAGAUUUACACAUAGCUGCUGGUCUUGUAAUCAGUCCUGCUUCAGAGGUCAGAUUCUGUAUGUCAACAAAUUCAGAUUUCUGCAGGAUUUGUAAUGACUUUAUUUAGGCCCAAAGCUUGUGAAGUGUACUUUCUUGGUGAUGUUUUGUAGAUAACCUGGCCAUCCCCUUGCCAGUUGGGUCCUAAAACCAUGCACAUGUACAUGUAUUGUUUAUUGUGUAUUGACUGACAUGCCACCCAAAUGUACGUAGCAUAAGAGCUUCAUGCAUGACUGCCUAUUAUAACAGGCGUACUCCUUCUCUUUUUUCAAUUUUUUCUUGUGUUACAAAUAUGUACUGUCAUAUUUUCAGAUAUCAAUUUUAUCUCCUGUCACACUUCCCUGACUGCUUGUGGUCACCAGUUCUGCAACAGUUGCUGGAGAGCUCACCUGAAGACCCUGAUUGGAAAUGGCUAUACUGAGUUGCAGUGUCCUGGACAUCAAUGCAGCACAACAGUUGACCUUAUCACCUUGAUGUCCCUUGUGCCAUCAUUGUAUGGAAGACAUCUGGCGAAGAGGCUUGAUACAUUCCUGGAGAUGGACCCAGAGUGGAAGUGGUGUCCUGCAGACCAGUGCAAGUUGGUUGUCAAGGCUUCUUCAUCACGGGUCACCUCAGGGAGGCAUCUCGCUUCUCUUGGUGCUGUCCAGCCGGUCCCAGUGGUAUGUGUCUGUGGUACCAUGUGGUGCUUCAAGUGCCAGGAAGAUGCCCACUGGCCUGCAACAUGUGAUGAGGCUCGCAUCUUUAGACAGAGAUAUGAAGGGUAUGCGAAAACGAUUAUAAACAGCCAAAGUAAUUCUUUGAUCACAACUGUAAAUGUCAAGAAUUGUCCAUUUUGCCACUACCCAAUAGAAAAAGGUCCUGGCUGUAACCACAUGGUUUGUGGUUUGUGCAGUCAGGAAUUCUGUUGGUGGUGCUUGCAAAAGUGGAAUUGGGAUCAUGUUUGUCAAGCCAAACACCAGGUGACGAAAAGAGAGGUGGAGCUACCAGUGGACACAAAACACUUAACAUCCUAUGAAUACUUUGCUGUAACAAGCCGAAUUGCCAGAUCAACAGCCCUGAUAAAUAAGGUGCACAAGAAACUGGACAGACUUGAACAAUCAAUAAAGAUUUAUGGGACAUUGCCACCUAAAGUAAAAGAGGAAAAACGAUGGAGUGGUUGUGCUAAAAGGCGAAUGAAUUACUUCACUGAGAACAACAGAGUCCAGGAUUUGAGAGAAGUGUUCAGUUUUAAAUUUCAGGCACUUCUUGCCUUGGAGGGUUUGGCAAUUGUGUUGAGUUUCAUGAGAGAUUCUCCCGAUAAACGACUGGUGUGUGAAUUUGAUAGGCUGUUCUUCAUUGUAGAGAGAUUGAGUGAAACACUGCAGGACUUGAACACAUGUGUCCACCAAGGAACAUUAGAAAAACUGAAAUAUUUCGUAGCAUGUGGCAAGGAAUGCCUGUUUAUUAUUGAUAGGAAAAGAAAACAAUUUCCAAAGUGCCAUUGACUGAACUUACAAAGAAACUCUGAUAUUCAUUUUGUUAACUGUUCAUUUUACAUUCAACUCAUUAUGCAUCUUGUCACUAAAUACUAAGACUAUUGUAGGAUUUUCUUUCUUUGUUUAAAUUAAUUAUGACAUGUAAAUACUGUACAAAUUAUAGAAUAUUUUUUGAAUAAUAGUGUUGCAUCAUUUUAA